AUGUCUGGAUAUCCAUAUGGCAACCCACAAUUUCCACAGCAGCCAAAUCAAAUUUAUCCUCAGAUUUAUAAUCCUACAGCAAUACCUCCUACUCAAGGAGGACAACCAAUGAUGCCAAGUUUUCCAACACAAUAUCCAUACCAGCCCGGCUUUGCUGUGUAUCCAGGUCAAGGAGCUGGGCAGCCCCAAGCAAAUAUGCCCCCAUCUGCUAUGUCCUAUCCUAAUGUGGCUCCUACAGCUCCAAGUUUUGGCUAUGCUCCAUUUCCUAAUGUUACACAGCAACAACCAUGGUCUGUGGUUGAAUGGAUUCCAUCAACAACUCAAAGUGCUCAGUCACUAAGUAACAGAGCAGUCGUAGCUGGGUACGAAGGAUAUGACCAAAGUCCAUUGUGGGUUAUAAGGGCUAGACUUAACGGAGAUCUUUUACCAGGAAAGCUUGCUGUGAAGCAUCAUGCUGCAUAUGUGCCUUAUAAUGGAAAGGAAAAUCCUGUACAAAACUUUGAGGUGUGCUGCGCCCCGGCAGACAAAAUCCGUUGGGUCGAAGGUAGGGAUGGUGUGGUUCCCCCGAAUGCAAUAGCUGCUGGUAACACCGCAAGUGGUGAGCCCCUGUACAUCGGCAGGGCAAGGGAACAGGGUUCACUUACUCCCGGAAAGGUACAUCCCAGUCACAAGACACUUUACAUUUCUUUUGGAGGUCACGAAAUCGGACACAAGGUAUAUGAAAUACUGUGCACUGUGUGA
Molecule: messenger RNA, 741 nt
Organism: Leptosia nina
Lineage: Eukaryota; Metazoa; Arthropoda; Insecta; Lepidoptera; Pieridae
Source: the annotation of a GenBank genome assembly